Urocitellus parryii (Arctic ground squirrel) is the source of this 1426-nucleotide messenger RNA. RefSeq names its product phospholipid scramblase 1 (gene Plscr1). Lineage: Eukaryota; Metazoa; Chordata; Mammalia; Rodentia; Sciuridae. Gene Ontology annotation, biological process: plasma membrane phospholipid scrambling. The record is from RefSeq and is a predicted model, not a curated record. Gene Ontology annotation, molecular function: phospholipid scramblase activity. Gene Ontology annotation, cellular component: plasma membrane.
UUCUUCUUGAAUACGCAGGAUCCAGGAAACGAAACCCAGAGCCCCUGGUGUCCGCGCCAAAGUUUCCUUGCUAGCUUUCACUCCAAGGCGUUUCCUCGCUAGCUUCAGGGGAGGUUGUGUAACACCUGUGCCACCAGCAAAAGAGUCGAGAGGAACGCAGCCUCCACCUGGCGCCCGGAUUCCCACCAGCCUGAGCCACAGAACUAUUUAAAUCAUGGAGAAACACAACAUGCCAAUUGAUGCUCCCCAACCAGGAACGAAUUUUGAUGCUGGAUAUUCCUCUCCAUAUCCACCAACAGCAUUCCAAGGACCUCCGGGACACAGUGGCUACCCAGGAAUGCAGCCUGGCUACCCAGGACCAUCCCAGGGUGCCUAUCUAGGUCCCCAGGCUGGCUACCCAAUCCCACCACCCGACUAUACAGGUGCUGGCCCAGUCGGCUUCCCUGUCCAAAACCAACCAGGUGGACCUGUAGGGACACCAUGGAUGCCUGCACCACCCCCUCCACUAGACUGCCCACCUGGAUUGGAAUAUUUAACUCAGAUAGAUCAGAUUCUGGUUCAUCAGCAAAUUGAGCUUCUAGAAGUCUUAACAGGCUUUGAAACUAAUAACAAGUAUGAAAUCAAGAACAGUCUGGGACAGAGGGUGUACUUCGCAGUGGAAGAAAAUGACUGCUGUACCCGAAAUUGCUUUGGAUCCGCUAGACCUUUUACCUUGAAGGUUCUUGAUAAUUUGGGCCGAGAAGUCAUAACCCUGCACAGACCACUGGCAUGUAGCAGCUGCUGUUGUCCCUGCUGCCUUCAGGAGAUAGAAGUACAAGCUCCUCCUGGGAUACCCAUAGGUUACGUUAUUCAGAACUGGCACCCGUGUCUGCCCAAGUUUACAAUUCAAAACGAGAAGAGAGAGGAUGUACUGAAAAUUACCGGUCCCUGUGUUGUGUGCAGUUGUUGUUCAGAUGUUGAUUUUGAGAUUAAAUCUCUUGAUGAAGAAUCUCUGGUUGGCAAGAUUUCCAAGCACUGGACUGGGUUUUUGAGAGAGGCAUUUACUGACGCUGAUAAUUUUGGGAUUCAGUUCCCUCUAGACCUCGAUGUGAAAAUGAAGGCUGUGAUGCUUGGAGCCUGCUUCCUCAUCGACUUCAUGUUUUUUGAAAGAAAUCAGGAAUGAAAAUGAGAAGUGUGGUGUACUAAUGAAAGUGUCCUCAGAAAAUUGGGGGACUGCAUAUUGAUUGAGGCUACUAAAAGGAAAACUCAGUGUUUUUUUUUUUUUUUUUUUCAUUAUUAAAAGUGCUCACAUAUGUAUGAAUAACACUGUGAUGCCUACAAGUUCAUUGUAUGGUUUUGCUUCUUAAAGAAAUGGGUUUUCUGAAUCAUUGGCUUAUAUAUGUAUAUUUUUAUAUAUUUUUUAAUAUUCACUGUGAAUUUCAGAAAA